This is a messenger RNA of Tilletiaria anomala UBC 951, 2588 nucleotides long. RefSeq names its product Het-C-domain-containing protein. The coding region runs from base 128 to 2416 and encodes 762 amino acids. The record is from RefSeq and is a predicted model, not a curated record. Lineage: Eukaryota; Fungi; Basidiomycota; Exobasidiomycetes; Georgefischeriales; Tilletiariaceae. The transcript has 4 exons.
CAACCUCUAACUGGGGAAGACGCUCAUAAAGCACAAGCACGGGGUGGGCGGUGAAUCAGCACAUCCCUCCUCCCCGAUCGCACGUCCCCCCUCCUCUUUCCCUUCAAGCACAACGUGCAAGAUGACGAUGCUCCUCUCGCGUCCACGCCUCGCAGUCCUGUUGGCCAUCCUCGCAGUCGUGGCCCUUAGCUCGCUGCAACAGGCAGCUGCGUUUGGUGCCGGAAACAUCCCCUCGUGGGCGUACUUGGAAGGCAAGGCCUUUCGCCAUGGUGACCUCGAGGAUGUCCUCGCAGAGAUUGCCAAAAAGUCUGGCGGACUGCUGGGACGUGGCAGCAAGUUCACCGGCCUUGACAUCAAGCGGGUCUACUUUGGCAACUGGCUCAGAGACUACUCGCAAGCGAUGGAUGUCGGUGCGCUCGAGAAGCUUUCCAAGCAGACCAUCCUCAACAUCGUCAUGGUUCUAGGCUUCCUCGCUUUUGGUUACGUCACCGAAGAAUUCGAAGUCACCGAUGAGCGGCUGUCCGUCUACUCGACGCAAGAGCACAUCGAUAAUCCCAAAGGCUAUGCAGAAGGCAAAGACGCCCGACAAUUCGACUCGCGCCUUCGCGGGCCUUGCGAUCCUCGUGAGCUGGAGAUCGAUCCGCGCAGUGGCAUGAAGAACUACAUUGCCAACGAGACCGGAACCUGGGAUACCACCAGUGCUGUCGUUAAAAAGACGCUUAUCCGCACCAUCGAGAUGGGUCGCCGGGCCAGGAGAAGCGGGAGCAACGAAGAGCUCUUCGAGGCUUACCGCCUCCUGGGGCAAGCAUUGCACACCUUGGAAGAUUUUGCCGCACAUUCAAACUUCUGCGAGCUGGCGCUCUAUAAGCUCGGACACAGGGAUGUGUUCUUGCACGUUGGGGACAAUGUCCGUGUCCAGAGUCCUAUGGGGCCGAUUGCACCGCUCGUGACUGGCACGUUCGGCUCGAGCGAUUUCAUGCAUUCUCUGCUCGGCGAGGCAUCCGACAAGCUCUCAAGCGCAUCUAUCUCCGACCUUUCUGACAAGGUGUCGAAUGCGAAAGCCCAACGCUCGCGCAGCGAAGGCGGAGAUGCGGUUGGGAAUCUGAUAUCCGUGCUUGGCAAGGUGCCUGGUGGUCUGGGCGGCGACAAUGGCGCCAGCGUCAGCCGCGACAUCGAGAGCGUCUCUCGUGGCCCAUCGCAAGACCCUUCGCAGCUGAGUCCGCAGGAGAUGUACAAGAACCUGUGGCGCAUUCUCUCCCUGCGCGAUCGCAUAAUGAAGAGCAUCGAGGCAACCAUCGACCGCAUUCCCGUUCUCAACUCGCUCGUCGAGACGAUAAGCAACGCGGUCAACGUAUUUAUCUACAGCAUGCUCGAGCCGUUCGUCACGCCGCUUGUCCAGCAAGCGUUGGGCGGCCUGCACGCCGGCAGCUCGGCUAUCAUUGACAACGAGGAUCAGUACGAAGUGUUCGACAACCCCAACGCGUCGGAUCCGACGCACAGCAUGCUCUCGAAGGACCACUUUGGGCUUAUCCUCAACGAGGUUGCCGGUAACGUCGCGCAGAUCACCACGCGGGCCGCCGCCAAGCUCGUGGUUAAGGCGUGGGACGACGACAGCAUGGAUGCGACGCACUCGGCGGACACGUGCCUUGCGUCCAUGUUCCACCCGUUCUACCUCAACCCGCAGAACAUGGCACCCGUGCAGAGGGAGAUCAUGGACUACAUGGAGUGCUGGGCGCGCGAGCAUCCAAACGAAAUCAGGCGCCUUGACAAGCACAAUGUGCGCAACCACACCAAUACGCGUUCGGGCAAGGCAGAGGCGCACUCACACGGCGGCGGCAGCGGUGGUGGUCAUCACAACAACAAUAAUAAUCAGAGUAGCAUCCCCGGCGGUGCAGGCGGUGGCUUUGGACACAUGAUGGCCGGGCAGGCGCAAAACUACCUUGGUGGCAAGCUGCAGCAGGCGACAUCGGGCUUCAUCCCGCCGCAGGCUGCCAGCUUCCUCGGACGCAGGGAUCUGGAUGAACGCGCGAUGGGGCGCAGCGAAGGUUUCGGCGGCAACAGCAGCGAAGGAGGCGGGGCGCAUGGCUAUGGCGGCUACGGUGGCACCGAGGGUAGCGGCAGCGGUGCGCCUGGCUUCCCGCAAGAGCAGCCGCACUAUGCCCCGCCGCCUCAAGGCCCGCCGCCGAGGGAGAUGCCGUCGUACUCUUCGCCGGGCUACCCACCGCUGCCACAGCCACAGUACGGCGGCAUGCCUGACCAGGCAUACCCCGGAUACCCGCAACCAGGCAACUUCCACCAGCAGCCUCCCCCACCUGGUCCGCCGCACGCCGGUGGCGGCCCAGAAUAUGGGGGUCAGCAGCAGCAUGGGUAUGGAAGCGGCGGCGGAUAUGGAGGCGGGUAUGGCGGAGGGUAUUGAUAGGCGUCUAUGCGUCCAACUGUGGGCGUUUUGGAAUGUCAUACAAGCAAGGCGUUGGAGCCUAUAGCAGUGCUGCAACUAUGUAUGUAUGUAUGUAUGUAUGUAUGUAUGUAGAUGGAUGACAUGGGUCUCCGCAGGCCCUCGGCAAUUAGAACUUUCAACAUUUCUGCCA